Oryctolagus cuniculus (rabbit) is the source of this 2173-nucleotide messenger RNA. RefSeq names its product unc-51 like kinase 3 (gene ULK3). Gene Ontology annotation, cellular component: cytosol; phagophore assembly site membrane; autophagosome. NCBI's taxonomy places the organism in Eukaryota, Metazoa, Chordata, Mammalia, Lagomorpha, Leporidae. Gene Ontology annotation, biological process: peptidyl-serine phosphorylation; autophagosome assembly; response to starvation. Gene Ontology annotation, molecular function: protein serine/threonine kinase activity; ATP binding. The record is from RefSeq and is a predicted model, not a curated record.
CCGGCGGGCGGCGCUGGGGGCAGCAGGGAGCCCGCGCCCCUGCCGGAACCGGGCGAGCACCUGGGCGCGUGCGCGGCGGCCGCGAUGGCGGGGCCCGGCUGGGGCCCCCCGCGGCUGGACGGCUUCAUCCUCACCGAGCGCCUGGGCAGUGGCACGUACGCCACGGUGUACAAGGCCUACGCCAAGAGCCCACAGCUCCCGUCCCCCCAGAAGGACACUCGCGAGGUGGUGGCUAUAAAAUGUGUGGCCAAGAAGAGCCUGAACAAGGCGUCCGUGGAGAACCUGCUGACGGAGAUCGAGAUCCUCAAGGGCAUUCGGCACCCUCACAUCGUGCAGCUCAGGGACUUCCAGUGGGACAGCGAGCACAUCUACCUCAUCAUGGAGUUCUGCGCGGGCGGCGACCUGUCCCGCUUCAUCCACACCCGCAGGAUUCUGCCUGAGAAAGUGGCCCGGGUCUUCAUGCAACAGCUGGCCAGUGCCCUGCAGUUCCUGCACGAACGGAACAUCUCCCACCUGGACCUGAAGCCACAGAACAUUCUGCUGAGCUCCCUGGAGCGGCCGCACCUGAAGCUGGCAGACUUCGGCUUCGCCCAGCACAUGUCCCCGUGGGACGAGAAGCACGUGCUGCGCGGCUCGCCCCUCUACAUGGCGCCCGAGAUGGUGUGUCGGCGGCAGUACGACGCCCGCGUGGACCUCUGGUCCGUGGGGGUCAUCCUGUACGAGGCACUCUUCGGGAAGCCCCCGUUCGCGUCCAGGUCCUUCUCGGAGCUGGAGGAGAAGAUCCGAAGCAGCCGGGUCAUCGAGCUCCCCCUGCGGCCGCCGCUCUCCCGAGACUGCCGGGACCUGCUGCAGCGGCUCCUGGAGCGGGACCCCAGCCGCCGCAUCUCCUUCCAGGACUUCUUCGCCCACCCCUGGGUGGACCUGGAACACAUGCCCAGCGGGGAGAGCCUGGCCCGAGCCACCGCCCUGGUGGUGCAGGCCGUGGCGAAGGACCAGGAGGGGGACGCGGCCGCAGCCUUGUCGCUCUACUGCAAGGCCCUGGACUUCUUUGUGCCCGCCCUCCACUAUGAGGUUGAUGCCCGGCGGAAGGAGGCGAUUCAGGCGAAGGUGAGCCAGUACGUGUCCCGGGCGGAGGAGCUCAAGGCCAUCGUGUCCUCCUCCAAUCAGGCCCUGCUGCGCCAGGGGCCCUCUGCCCGCGACCUGCUCAGAGAGAUGGCCCGGGACAAGCCACGCCUCCUGGCUGCCCUGGAAGUGUCUGCUGCUGCCAUGGCCAAGGAGGAGGAAGCUGGCGGGGAGCAGGACGCCCUGGACCUGUACGAGCGCAGCCUAGGGGAGCUGCUGCUGCUGCUGGCAGCAGAGCCCCCCGGCCGGAGGCGGGAGCUGCUUCACACCGAGGUCCAGACCCUCAUGGCUCGAGCUGAGUACCUGAAGGAGCAGGUCAAGAUGAGGGAGUCUCACUGGGAAGCAGAGACCCUGGACAAAGAGGGGCUGUCGGAGUCGGUCCGCAGCUCUUGCACCCUGCAGUGACCGGGAAGACUGGAUGGAGAGGCAGCCGCGCCAGGCCAGGCUGACGCCCAGGACUUGGUGCCCCUGCAGCCCGGGAGAGCCUCAGCUGGCACCUCGGGGACCCCGUGUCCCAGGGUCUACAGCCUCGCUCGGGACCCCCGCCCCGCAGAGGUGUGCCGGGGGCAGGACGCUGCGAGGAGAGGAGACUUUCUCCCGUGAGACCCGUGGGUCCUGACCCCGUGUGGCGGGCGCCCAGCCACGUGCACAUCUGCUCUGAGAAGGGGCUGGGGCCUUGCGCAGGCAGCGGUGCCCUGCGUUCCCCCUUCCUCGUCUCCCUGCACUGGAACAGGGCCUGCCGAGCCCCUCAGGGACCACCCCCCCUCAGCCCUGCCCUGGGUUCCAGGCCCUGCCUGCCUCUCAGUACUACCAGUGCUCCUGCAGGCACAGAGCGAACUCCCUUCCCGGGGUGGGCUGCUCCUGCCCUGGGCCUGGUGCUGCUGUGACGCCAGCGGGUGACCCUGGCAGCCCCUUCCCGGGCUCACGGGGACAGAGGGGCUGACCCCUGGAGAAGGGGGCACACCUGGGCUCUGACAGAGCCGGGGCGUGGUGCCCGAGCCCAGCUGUACAGAAUGCACUCUGUCGUUUCGCUAGUAAAUUAUUUUCUCUA